AUGUGGUGCAAAUGGAGGUCUGCUUUUGGUGAGGAGACAGCAAAGUCAUCGCGCUGCUGCUCUUCCGAUCCUCUGCUGUCAAACGGCACCCCCUCUCCUCCCCCUCCCGCAACCUCUCCCACUGGGAAAGUGAACCCCCUCCAACCAGCCAGGCGCGGGCUCGGCUGGGACCCGGCCCCUGGCCUCCUCCCCACCGCCACCACCGGCGGCGCCGGUCGACGCCGACGCCGGCGCCGCCUCCACCUCGCCCCCCUCAACCCCCGCCCCAGAUCCACCUCGUCCUCCCGUCCUCCCACUCCCUGGACGCCCGCGGGCGCAGGGCGCACCAAGGCCACGAGGUGGGUCGAGGAGUCCGACAUCUCCAUCUACGACACCGACACCGACGCCGACGAUGACGCCGAGUCCGCGCAACCAUCUCGGGGGUCCUACCUCGACGCCGUCCGCCGGGGCUCUCCGGCACAGGCAAGCCUGGAGGCAGGGACUAGUUCCCAGCAGUACACCUGUGUCGUCAAGGAGCAACCACCGAAGGCCGCGGAGGCAGGGGAACUUCAACGCCCAUCAAAGCGCAAAAGGGGGAAGCGCCGACCGAGGCCUAGGCAGCCUGUGCGCCACGACGAGCAAGCUCCAAAGCAUAGGCUGUGCGCCACGACGAGCAGGCUCCGGAGCAUAGGCUGUGCGCAAAAGGGCGAAGCGCCGACGGAGGCCUAG
This is a messenger RNA of Miscanthus lutarioriparius, 708 nucleotides long. The record is from the annotation of a GenBank genome assembly. NCBI's taxonomy places the organism in Eukaryota, Viridiplantae, Streptophyta, Magnoliopsida, Poales, Poaceae.